AGCACCUACUGUGUACCAGGCACAGUGGUAGAUACUUGGGAUGCAGCAACAAACAAGACAAAUCCCUGUCGUCCCUACAGAUGCCAUUCUAUGAGAAGCUGCCAUUCUGUGGGGAGCCAGGAAAUAUAAGUUACAUAACUCUAUUUCAAAGUGAUGAAUGCUAUGAACAGAAGGAAAAACUUGAGCAGAUUAAGGAAGAGGAGGGGAGGCCAACUUGCAGGAUACAGUAUUAAAUAGGGUGGUCUUAGUAAGCUCCAUUAUGAAGAUGAAAGUUGAAUAAGUGCUUUGAACAAGAUGAUGGACAAAGGCUAGUGAUUACUGAGGGAAGAGCGUUCCAGGCAGAGGGAAUCUGCUAGAGCAAAGUCCUUCAAGAAUUGUGUAGCAAAAGCUAAAAUGGAGUGAGCAAGGGGGCAAAUUGUGGGAGGGGAAGUCAGAGCAUGGAGAGUGGGAUUGUCGACCCCAUUGCUUCUUGUUGGGGCUUUGUUGUGAGGCCCUUGACUUUUGGAUGGUUUUAAGCAGAGGUCCCCCUUGUUGGAAGUGAGGGGGAACAUAGAGCUGAAGAGACCCCUGGUCAAGGCUCCUUCUCGGCUGCCUCUCCCUGGAACAAGGUUUAAGAGGGGGCCUGACCAGAUGGAGGAUGCCUUAGAGCCUGAGAAGAAAAGGACACGAGGACUGGAUACAGUGACUAAAAUUGCCACAUCCCAAUCCAGAGCACCAGCCCUCACUGCAAGAACACAGACACAAAACCAGAUCACAGCUCCAAAAGUUCCCAAGAAGACAGGACCCCGAUGUUCCACAGCGAUUGCCACGGUGCUGAAGAAUCAGAAAUCGGGCCCUGCUGUUCCUGCCCAGAAGCCUGGAGCAGCUGCCCCUCCAAUGGUGGGAGGGAGGAAACCCACCAAGCGUCCGGCCUGGGACUUAAAGGGUCAGUUGUGUGACCUAAAUGCAGAGCUGAAAUGCUGCCGUGAGAGGACUCAGACACUGGCCCAGGAGAACCAACAGCUGCAGGACCAACUCAGGGAGGCCCAACAACAGGCCAAGGCCCGGGGGGCAGAGUGUAGGACACUGGAAGGGGAGUUGGCCAGGGUGCAGGCCCAGGCUGAGCAGGGCCAGCAGGAGUUGGGGAGCCUCAGGGCCCGUGUCCUGGAAUUGGAAGAGCAGCAGUGCACACAGGAGGGCUUGUUGCGAGAGCUCCAGAAAGAACAGUUAGAAUUGCAGGAGGAGCGGAGGGGACUGGCUGCCCGGCUGGAGGAGCAGGAGAGGCGGUUGCAGGCAUCAGAAGCAGCUCUGUCGGGCAGCCAAGCAGAGGUGGCAUCUCUGCGCCAGGAGGCCACAAGCCAGGCGGCCCUCCUGGUGGAGCAAGGAGAACGUCUCCACGGGCUAGAGAUGGAGCGCCGGCGACUACACAACCAGCUACAGGAACUCAAAGGCAACAUCCGCGUGUUCUGCCGGGUCCGCCCUGUCCUUCCAGGGGAGCCCACCCCACCCCCUGGCUACCUCCUGUUUCCCUCUGGCCCUGGCGGGCCCGCUGAUCUGCCCACACGCCUCAGCGUUUCCCGGUGUGAUGAGCGCCGUGGGACCCUGAGUGGGGCGCCAGCCCCUGCCACCCGCCACGACUUCUCCUUUGACCGGGUAUUCCCCCCAGGGAGUGGGCAGGAUGAAGUGUUUGAGGAGAUUGCCAUGCUUGUCCAGUCAGCCCUGGACGGCUACCCAGUAUGCAUCUUUGCCUAUGGCCAGACAGGCAGUGGCAAGACCUUCACAAUGGAGGGUGGGCCUGGGAGAGACCCCCAGGUGGAGGGCCUGAUCCCUCGGGCCCUGCGGCACCUCUUCUCCGUGGCCCAGGAGCUGGGCGGCCAGGGCUGGACCUACAGCUUUGUGGCAAGCUACGUGGAGAUCUAUAAUGAGACUGUCCGAGACCUGCUGGCCACUGGGCCCCGGAAGGGCCAGGGCGGGGAGUGUGAGAUCCGCCGGGCAGGGCCUGGGAGUGAGGAGCUUACUGUCACCAAUGCCCGAUACGUUCCUGUCUCCUGUGAGAAGGAGGUGGAGGCCCUGCUCCAUCUGGCCCACCAGAACCGGGCAGUGGCCCGCACGUCCCAGAAUGAGCGAUCAUCUCGUAGUCACAGCGUGUUCCAGCUGCAGAUCUCUGGGGAGCACACCGGACGAGGCCUGCAGUGUGGGGCCUCCCUCAACCUUGUGGACCUGGCUGGUAGUGAGCGGCUAGACCCCAGCUUAGCCCUUGGCCCUGGGGAGCGGGAACGCCUUCGGGAAACACAAGCCAUUAACAGCAGCUUGUCCACCCUGGGGCUGGUCAUCAUGGCCUUGAGCAACAAGGAGUCCCAUAUUCCUUACCGGAACAGCAAACUCACCUACCUGCUGCAGAACUCUCUGGGUGGCAGCGCUAAGAUGCUCAUGUUCGUGAACAUUUCUCCCCUAGAAGAGAACGUCUCUGAGUCCCUCAACUCCCUACGCUUUGCCUCCAAGGUGCAGUUACCACCAGGCCCAGGCCCUGUCAGGACUCCUGGAUGCUUGUAGGCUUCUCCAUUCUGACCCUUUAGGGAUCCAUUCAGUCCUUUAGGCCAAGGGCACAUUCAUCUGGAAAGGAUUCACAUUUGCCGGGCAUCUGGGACACUACCUCUCUGAAUCCAUUUUUAGCUAUUGGGUUUUGGGGUUUUUAUUUUUUAAAAAUAGGUAGUUAAGAGGUCAAAACUGUAUAAAAGCUAUGCACAACAUGGAAGUUUUACCAUCUCCCGUGUGUACCCCAUUCUCCCUACCUGUCCUGGUAGAGGCAGUCAUUUUUGUCAUUUAUCAUUUUACUUAUCCUUUCAGUGUUUCUUCUUGCAAAUAGAAGCAACAUGCAUAUUAUUCCCUUACCUCUUAUAUAGAAGACAUCUAUUUUUUCAUAUAUGUAUGUUGUUCUGUACUUUGUUUUGCUAAACAGACAUUCCUGGGAUUACUCUCCCACCAGCACACAGAGAUUACCCCAUUAUUUUGAUGUCUGCCUAGGACUCCGCUGUGUGGCUGCACCAAAGUUUAUCCACCAGUUCCCUCUACUGGACACUUGGGUUGUUUCCACUCUUUUCUCUAUUACAAACAAGGCCACGUUGACUAACCUUAUACAUAGAUGUCAUUUUGUAUUUGUUCAGUUAUAGCUAUCUAGGGAGAUUCCUGGAAAUGGGAUUGCUGGAUCAUAAGAGACUUGGAUACGGGCGCCUGGGUGGCUCAGUUGGUUAAGCGCCCGACUCUUGAUUAUGGUUCAGGUCAUGAUCUUGGGGUCAUGAGGUCAAGCCCCACAUCGCAUGGAGCCCGCUUAAGAUUCUCUCUUCCUCCCCUUCUACCCUCUGCUCCUCAUGUGCACACAUUCUCUCUCUCAAAAAAAAAAAAAAAAAAAAAAAGUUUUUCAGACCAUUCCGAGUAGAGUGAAUCCAGAUUCCAAGACCCACUUAAACAUUAAA
Molecule: messenger RNA, 3452 nt
Organism: Canis lupus familiaris (dog)
Lineage: Eukaryota; Metazoa; Chordata; Mammalia; Carnivora; Canidae
Gene: KIFC1
Product: kinesin family member C1
Exons: 10
Coding region: 631-2532 (633 amino acids)
Biological process (GO): microtubule-based movement
Molecular function (GO): microtubule motor activity; microtubule binding; ATP binding
Source: RefSeq, a predicted model, not a curated record